AUGUCGUCCGUAACAAAGAGGCCUUCCGUUCACGUCCCUCCCCUCCUCUCCUCGCUCACGCCUGCUCCAUCAUCUGCCGCUUCUGCGGCCAACACCGAUCCGACGGCUCACAUUGAUCCUCUUACCAGCAGCGCGGAUAUUUCCGCGCCCAACGCGUGCGCCGGCGCGGGCGCACGGGAGAGGGCGGGGGGGGUGGAAGAGCUCGCGGAACGCGAAGACAAAGCGGGGGCGCGAGAGCGAAGCGAGGAGGGGAGAGGCGGGGAUGUGGGGGAAAGCGAAGGGGAAGGGGAAGGGGAAGGGGAUGGAAAAGCAUGGGGAGAUGGUGUUGCCGAAGCGAUGGAUGGACUGGUUCCAGGAUCUGUAGACGCUGCAGAAGCAGCAGAGGAGGCGAUGGCAGGGGAGGCAUGGGGAACAGCGAGCGGCGAGGGAGGGCGGGAGCAGAGGUUGCAGGCGGGGAAAGGAGAGGGAAGUGGGAGAAGUGGCGCUAUUUUUCUGGACGGGACUAUGAGUGUCACGGAUCUACUGUGCGAUGUUUCAUUCCAGGUAUACGUGGGCGUGCACGUGCUGGCGCUGCUGACGCUGCUCUGCAUCCCAGCCACGCCUCGCCUGCUGCUGCUCGCCCUAUUCUCCUACGCCCUGCGCAUGCUCGGCAUCACCGCCGGUUACCACCGCUUGCUCUCCCACAGGUCGUUCAAGACGUCGCGAGCGGGUCAGUUCCUGUUUGCUCUGCUGGGAUGCCUUUCUUUCCAGAAGGGGCCGCUCUGGUGGGCGUCGCACCACCGCCACCAUCACAGGACCGCGGACACAGCAGAGGACGCGCACAGCCCGCUGCACUGGGGCUUCUUCUGGUCGCACAUGGGCUGGUUUCUGUGCUCCACUCGCCACACUGACGUGCUGUGGCAUGCCAUCCCUGACCUCUCGCCUUUCCCCGAGCUGCAUUGGCUCGACUCGUACCACUUCGUGCCACCUCUCUCCCUGGCGGUGCUUCUCUGGGCGACUGGAGGCAUAGCUGCCUUUGGCUGGGGCUUCUGCGUGGCUACUGUUGUGUGCUGGCACUUCACCUACUGCAUCAACUCGUUGGCUCAUCUCGUGGGGUCGCGUCGGUUCCGCUGCGAGUUCAACACACACUGCGAUGCGCGCAACAACCUUGCGCUUGCACUCGCCACUCUGGGCGAGGGCUGGCACAACAACCACCAUUGUUACAUGCGGUCGGCCAAGCAUGGUUUCUACCCAGAAGAGAUUGACAUCACAUGGUAUAUCUUGUGCUGUCUGGAGCGACUAGGCCUUGUGUGGGAUCUGCACCUACCGCCCCUGGAUGAGCUGGAAGCGAGGUGGUUUGACAACCGGCACCUGCAGUGCCGCUGCCACAGUGCUGAAAAAGACAUGCGUGAUACCAUCACUUCAAGCACUCUCCUAGCCGCGGAUAUGUGUGCGGGGACAGAUGUGCUGGUGGGUGGUGCAUGUGCUCACAGCAAAAACACCCCAGAUGGGUGCAGCAAGCCGUGCAGUCGUAUGGAGGCGGAUCAAGAUCAAGGGGAUAGUACCAGUAUGUGGAGGAAAUAUUUGAAAUGGGACAACGACAGCAUCGACCACAGAAGCAGCAGCAGCAGCAGUGGUGGUGGUGAUAGUGGUGCGAGAGAGGGAGGGGAUGAUGCUGCGAGUGAGCUGCUUACAGCAGCAGCAGGUGGCAUGACAGCCUCAAAUAGUGUGGCAUGGCAUGGCAACAGGGACAGCGGGUCAAGGUGA
Messenger RNA from Closterium sp. Naga37s-1, 1746 nucleotides. Lineage: Eukaryota; Viridiplantae; Streptophyta; Zygnematophyceae; Desmidiales; Closteriaceae. The record is from the annotation of a GenBank genome assembly.